UUUUUUUUUAUUAAAGCAACUAUAGUUCAUUUUUUAACUUCCUAUUGAUUAAUUAUCUUAAUAUGGAAUCAUUCUUGAAAACUGGAAAACUUAACCAAGAUUUACAGACUUCUAAUUUAUUAGAAAAACCCAAACAUGGAUCUAAAGUUCUUGAUAGCACUACACCUUGGGUUGAGAAAUAUCGUCCCCGUACAGUGGAUGAAGUAUCUGAACAAUCUGAAAUUGUAGCUGUCUUAAAGCAAUGUUUAGAAGAAGGAGCUGAUAUGCCUCAUCUGUUAUUUUACGGGCCACCUGGUACUGGUAAAACUAGUACCAUUAUAGCUGCUGCUCGUCAAUUAUUUGGAGAUAUGUAUAAAGAACGUAUGUUAGAAUUGAAUGCUUCUGAUGAUAGAGGAAUUCAAGUAAUUCGUGAUAAAGUUAAAACUUUUGCCCAACUAACUGCAUCUGACAAAAGACCAGAUGGUAAACCAUGUCCACCUUUUAAAAUAAUUGUAUUAGAUGAAGCAGAUUCUAUGACUGCACCAGCUCAGGCAGCUCUAAGGCGUACUAUUGAAAGAGAAACAAAAACUACUAGAUUUUGCUUGAUUUGCAAUUAUGUUAGCUGCAUAAUAGAUCCAUUAACAUCUCGUUGUUCAAAAUUUAGAUUUAAGCCAUUGUCACAUGACAUUAUGUAUCCUGAAGCUACUAUAAUACUUUUACCAUCAUUUAGUGUUACUCUAAUAAUAGUCAAGUUUGCACUUGAUAGAUUAAGUAUCAGGCUGGCUUUAACUUAA
Messenger RNA from Daktulosphaira vitifoliae (grape phylloxera), 773 nucleotides. RefSeq names its product replication factor C subunit 4-like. Gene Ontology annotation, biological process: DNA-templated DNA replication; DNA repair. The record is from RefSeq and is a predicted model, not a curated record. Lineage: Eukaryota; Metazoa; Arthropoda; Insecta; Hemiptera; Phylloxeridae. The transcript has 3 exons. Gene Ontology annotation, cellular component: nucleus; DNA replication factor C complex. Gene Ontology annotation, molecular function: DNA clamp loader activity; ATP hydrolysis activity; ATP binding. Bases 63 to 773 code for a protein of 236 amino acids.